CAAGGAAGAUGGGAAAAAGCAACAUUAAAUAUUUUUUUUCUUGGGAGGAUUUAAAAGCACAUGCAUCCGGUUUCAGGAUCUGUGACGUAACCGAAGAGGGGUGGAAUUUCGGGAGUGUUCGUGGAUUUGACACUACCCAAGCACUGUGGGCGGCCGCUCACUCACCUGGCGAACUCGCGACAACAAUGACCCUACCGUGGAAGGUUUGCUAACGAUACUGUCGAAACAAAACAAAAAACUAUGUACACGACCGAGCGGAGGCGUAUGAGCUUCAGGCGGGAGGCCGUCUCGCUGCAGUCGUCGGCGGGCAGUUUGUGGCAGGACCCGCUGGCUAUGGAAUUGAGUGCCCGGAGUACCAAGAAUGGCGCCGUCUCGCCCCGGAGUCGCGGCGGCCGCGCAGUGUCUGUGGCUUACGUCGCCAACGUUGGCGACGACGAGGCGGCUGGGACGGUCGGCUGUCUGUCCCUGGCUUGCGUGAAGGAGGCGUGUGCCGACUCGCGAGCCUCGUUUGAAAGCAUCCCGUUCGAAAGGAUCUCCAUGGCGACCACGGAGGUCCUGGAUAGCUUCUACAACGCAGAUGUCGCUGUGGUGGAAAUGAGUGACUCCUUUUGCCAGGCAUCCCUCUUCUAUCACCUGGGAGUGAGGGAAAGUUUCAGCAUGACCAACAACAUCGUCCUGUAUUGUUAUAAGGAGGAUACAGAUUUCCAAGCUGUCAAGGAGCAGUGCGGAAGCUACACGUUUCUCCCGUACAUGGUGACGCCACAGGGCAAGGUAUUUGCCUGCGACGGCGCCAUGAUGACUGGUAUCAAAGAGCUGAUGCAGCCCGCUUUCCAGCUGGACUCUUUGCUUACACCAUUGGUUGAGAGGCUGGCACACUUACUCAACAAUGUUGACGUGCAGUCCAGUGAGUACUUCCGGGAGUCCAUCAGGCGCGAAAUCCGCAUGGCGAGGGAGCGGUUCAGUGGUCUGGCUCUGAGCGAGGAGCUGAGUUGCAUCCAGAAACGUUUGGACAGUGUGGAGCUGCUCACCCCUGACAUCGUCAUGAACCUGCUUCUGUCCUACAGGGACAUUCAGGACUACGAUGCUAUGAUCAAACUGGUGGAAAUGCUGAAUAACCUACCAAUGUGUUUAGUGGCAAGACACCAAAAUAUCAAAUUUCAUUACAUAUUUGCUCUCAACAGGAGGAAUCAACCAGGUGACCGCGCCAAGGCUUUGGAGGAGGUCCUGCCCAUUGUGGAAUCAGGAGGCAACGUCGUUUCAGAUGUCUACUGCCUCUGUGGUCGCAUCUACAAAGACAUAUUCAUUAGUUCAGGCUUCACCGACCAGCACAGCAGAGAUCAAGCCUGCUACUGGUAUGGAAAAGCAUUUGAAACGGAACACACUCUGCACUCAGGCAUCAACAAUGUGGUCCUUCUGAUGGCAGCUGGACAUGAGUUUGAUACGUCCAUCGAGCUGCGCAAAAAAGGUGUGACCUUAAGCAAUCUGUUGGGCCGGAAGGGCAGCCUGGAGAAGAUGAAAGACUACUGGGAUGUGGGAUUCUAUCUCGGCGCUAACAUAUUAGCUAACGCCCACAGAAAGGUUAUCGAGGCUUCUGAGAAACUCUACAAGCUCAAGGCUCCCCUCUGGUAUGUGGCUUCCGUGAUGGAGACCUACAUUUUGUACCGACAGUUUGCCAAGCCCCCUGAGGUGAGGUCUCCCAAGCAGGACACAGUGGACUUCUGGAUGGAGCUGCUGUUACAGUACUGUCAACCCAAAACCUCCACUGACUGUUGCCCAGUGCUCAUUCUGGAGCCCAGUAAAAUCCUUCAACCUGCCAUAGUGUCUGUGAGCGAGGGAGAUGAAAGUCACACUGUCCAGUUGAAACACGUCACUCCCCUCAAGAAAGGUUUACAUCAAUGGACUUUCCCAGCUGCUGCAAUCCGGGGAGUGAGCACUUCGAAGAUUGAUGAGCGGAGCUGCUUCCUGUAUGUGCACUACAACUCUGAUGACUUCCAGCUAUGCUUCCCCUCAGAGCUGCACUGUAAAAGUUUCUGUGAUCUGGUAAAUUCUCGGCUCCAUAAGGCUGAGGACGCCGCCGAGGAUCUGAAUCAUCUCAGUGAGGGAAUACUCGAGUAUGUCUACGAAACGAAUGAAAAUGGCGACAAGGUGGUCCUUGGGAAAGGCACAUAUGGUAUGGUGUACGCUGGUCGGGACAUGAGCAAUCAAGUGCGCAUCGCUAUCAAGGAGAUCCCAGAGAAGGACAGCACUUAUUCCCAGCCUCUCCAUGAGGAGAUCUGCCUACACAAGCGGCUGAAACACAGAAACAUUGUCCAGUACCUUGGCUCUAUUAGUGAGGACGGUUUCAUCAAGAUUUUCAUGGAAGAAGUACCAGGAGGCAGCCUUUCAUCUCUGCUCCGUUCCAAGUGGGGUCCACUCAAAGACAACGAGACCACCAUCAUCUUCUACACCAAGCAGAUCCUCGAGGGUCUAAGAUACCUUCACGACAAUCAGAUUGUCCACAGAGACAUCAAGGGUGACAAUGUCCUGAUAAACACAUACAGCGGUGUUUUAAAGAUCUCUGACUUUGGAACCUCCAAGAGGCUCGCGGGUAUCAACCCUUGCACUGAAACCUUUGCUGGAACGCUACAGUAUAUGGCACCAGAGAUUAUAGACCAGGGGCCUCGGGGCUACGGGAAGCCAGCUGAUAUAUGGUCCCUUGGGUGCACCGUCAUCGAAAUGGCAACGGGAAAAACGCCCUUCCAUGAGCUAGGCAGUCCUCAGGCAGCAAUGUACAAGGUUGGGAUGUUUAAGAUCCACCCCAAAGUUCCAGAGUGCAUGUCAGUUGAGGCCAAGAGCUUCAUCAUGAAUUGUUUCGAGCCCAACCCGGAUGAUCGGGCUACGGCAACUGAACUGCUCAGGGACACUUUCCUAACAUCAUCCCCUCGGAAGAAGCCAAGGGCCCCACAGGAGUAUGAACCCGAAGACCCGACUGCUGGUGACUACCAGCGGAGCCUCUCAGUGCCAGUCUUGUCAAUCUUUGUGGAGGACACUGACUCCUACUCGGAUUCAAUUGACCUAUCCUGCUCAUUGGACUUAAGGAGGACCCAAACCAUCUUUACAGCGAACCCCAUCUCGGAGAGUCCGCCCGGCAAUGGUCACUUCCUGCCAGUGCCGGAGGACUCGGUGCUGGACAUGUGUAGCCCAGCAUCUACAGAUGAGAACAUGGGCAUGUUCUUGCUGAGGAAGGACAGUGAGAGGAGGGCCACGCUACACCGGGUGCUCACUGAGUACAUCGCCAAUGUUGUGGUCAACAUACAGGAAGCCUUACCACAGUUUGAAAGGUCAUCGCUGACUUCGGAGCACAUCACUGAGCUGGUUUGCUGCCUGCGGGCCAACAUCUGUUCACCAGACAAGAAGCGGCUGGCUAGCAGCCUGCGCCACCUUCGAUCCGCGCUACUUUCUGCCGCCAUACCUCUGAACGGCCUGCAGGCGGUCCUGUUUAGCUUCCAGGACGCAGUGAAGAAGGUGUUGAGGCAGCAGCAGGUGAAGCCGCAUUGGAUGUUUGCCCUCGACAACCUGCUGAGACAGGCAGUGCAGGAAGCCAUCACUGUGCUACUUCCAGAAUUGAAGCUCCAGUUGCAGUCGUCGUUCGAGACAGAGGACGCCAGUCCUGAAGAAUCAACGCCUGAAGUGAACGACGUCCAGCAGGAGGAGAAGAAGCUAGCAGCAGAAUACCAACGGUCCAAAUCGGGCGACAAGUUUUUUGUGCCGGCCAGCCCGACGGACGCCAUACUAGACAACAACUGCCCGCUUAGUGAAGAACUCAGGGACCUCAGACUAGAGACCAGAAGGCUGCUGAGGCUGCUGAGUGACAAGGAAAGGGAGUACCAAGAUCUAUUGAACGUGUCAGUGCAGAAGAAACAGGAAGACAUCAACGCUCUCAGGAGACACGUUCCAGAUGACGGCUGGACUGUGCAGAAGACCUACGACCCGGAUGUGAAGGACAUGGUCAGCUGGCUGGAGAGCAUCCCAGUUGAUCGGCAGACUGUUGAGAAGUUGGUUGCCCAUCAAUUCACGUUGGACUGUCUCCUGCACAUGGCCUGCAGGGACGACUUGAUGUACUGCGGAAUAAGAGGAGGCAUGCUGUGUCGCAUGUGGGCCGCCAUUAUUGCUUACAGGAAAUCUGAGCGUGGCAGUAUGUUGGACCAGGACAGCCAUGAAGUUCCACUUUGACACCUCACCGGCCCUUUAGUACACAGGCGGGACCUGUUUCAAGUGCUACCACGGUCAUUUACUUAUAUAUAUUUCAAUGUACAUACGAAAUAUGUCUCAGGGAUUUUUUUUAAUAGUCACUAUUCGCUUCACUAUUGACUGUUUUACAAAUUCUUACUGCAUUUCGUGGUAACAAAUAAACUUUUAGCAUGCUGGUGCUGUGUCACACAAUGAUAGAAAACUUAAAAAAAAAACAUAUUAUUCAGCGUGCAUCCUAUGUCGGGACUUUAGGUGGAAAUCCCCUGAAACUUAGCAAUUUUUGGUCUUCACAAGUGCAUCAGCGUCAUUUAAGUGUUGCCAGUGCACCCUCCUGUGGAAAAAAAUUAGACACAAGUCAGUUUUAUUGAAAAAUAGCAGCAAAUGAACACAUUUGUCAGUUCAUUGUUUGUCAGUUGUUGGACCCCCUGAUAGGGCGUUUCUAGCCGAGGCUGUAUAUUUGACACACCUGAUUUAAAGACCAAAUCCCUUGUACAGGGCAAUCUUGCUAGCAUGCAUCCUAGAGACGCUCUAUCUUUUCUUGAUGCGUUCUUAUUCAGGUCCAUUCUAGGUUAUAGGACUGAGUAGAAAAGCUGCAACAAUGAAAAAAGACCUGUUAUAAAAAGACAUUAUAUAUUGUCGGAUAUUUUGUUGUGCAUUCUAAGUAGUAUGCAUUUAUUCUGAUUCUGAUUCAAAUCUUAGUUGGGUACAAAAAAACUAUUUUUAAAAAAAUGUCUUGAACCUCAUUUUUAAAAAUUAUGUAAUUUAGGAUUAGGUUAAGGUUAUAAACUCUGUUUAGAGUGACUUGCAUUGUAAGACAUUUUUUGAAUGUCAUGAUAUAGAAUAAGAGAAGGUAACAUGCAUUCUUAGAAAGGUGAAUCCAAGAUACGUUGCAUGCCAAAUGGGGUGUAACCUAGGUAGGGGGCAUCAUUUUGACAUAAAAAAAAAUUGCAAGACAUCAUCUAAUUUGUUCCAGCCCAAAAACUAAAUUACACUUACUGUGCUUAUCAGUGUGUGGUUAAAAAUAAAUAUCGUGCAAUACAGAAAAAAGUGAAAACACACUACUUUAAAGAAAUGAUACACUAAAAAAAUAUGAUUGGUUCCGUUCGCCAAUUUGAUGCGCAUUUCUUUUGAGCAUUUUUUCUUAAUUGCCUCACUCACACUAUCACCAAUGAGCACUUUCUCAGUUUUGUUAGUCUAAUAAAGAGCACAACCCCACCCAACCAAACAAACAAUACACUGCCUACCUUAGUUGUAUUGUCUGAUGCGCAGUUAAUGAUGGUUCCACAAUGCUCAGCUCUUUCUGGCUAUCUAUGAAAAGUACUUCCUAACACUGCUGUAUUUUUAGCGGGUUCCCUUUCUAUCUUGAGUGUAUGCUGACUCUUUAGCCCAUUAAUCACUUUUUUAGAAAAAGUUCCAUGUGACUAAAGCGCACCUCUUUCAGUCUUCAUUCAUAAUGGGGCGGCUGCUGGUUUCAUCUGAUUGUCUGAAAAUACAUCGAGGCAGAACUUCUGCGUACGCCGAGAGCUAUUUUGUCAUGAUUAUGUCAACAUUAACUGUUCUUUUUAUAAUUAAUGAGAUUGUACAAAUAAAUAAAUAACAAUACUGUAAAUAAUAUUUUUUGACAAAAAUAAAAUGAUUUCUGACUUUUUUUUAUGAUGUCAACCAGAAUCUCUAUUAGAUUUGCAAUUGAAUGAUCUCCGUCUGCAAAAUAUUGCCACCAAGGAACAGUCAAGUGGUUUUGAUUUUACAUGCAAGCGUUAUGUCCAGAGUCAAUGAUGGUCUCGCUCUAGAGUUGAGUAGAAGCACAAUCUAGAUCCUUCCGUUUGUCCAUACCAAGACCACUCGCAAACUGAAAAUAACACAUAGCUGGAGUUAAGUUUCCAAGGAAAAUCCAUCCAUCGAUCCAUCCAUUUUCUUUGCUGCUUAUCCUCACAAGCGUCGCGGGGAGUGCUGGAGCCUAUCCCAAAUGUCAACGGGGAGGAGGCAGGGUACAUCCUGAACUGUUUGAAAGCCAGUCGCAGAGCACAUCGAGAUAAAACAACCGCACUCACAGUCACACCUAGGGGCAAUUUAGAGUGUCCAAUUAAUGUUGCAUGUUUUUGGUAGGAAACCGGAGUGCAAUAUGCAAUUGAAAUAAAAGUCAAGCAGGUUGUGUCUUUUAGUGUUUAAAAAAAACAAACCCUCUAAGAAUAGGCAGUCUGAUCAAGGAUGCACCCUACCCAGGAUACACAGUACAAACCAACACACCCACCCGCUAACUAUUUCAAUCCCGGUACUUUUUUCUCUAUUGCAGUUUUUCAAGAUGAUUCUUGUGACUUAAUUUUAAUCACAUGGAGAGAUUGUUUCUCAGGACAUUCCAAUUUAUUUCUCAAGCAAUAUUAUAUUGUUGUUGUUUUUGCUUUUGUUGCCUA
Molecule: messenger RNA, 6641 nt
Organism: Syngnathoides biaculeatus (alligator pipefish)
Lineage: Eukaryota; Metazoa; Chordata; Actinopteri; Syngnathiformes; Syngnathidae
Product: mitogen-activated protein kinase kinase kinase 5
Exons: 28
Coding region: 241-4212 (1323 amino acids)
Biological process (GO): protein phosphorylation; cellular response to stress; MAPK cascade
Molecular function (GO): ATP binding; MAP kinase kinase kinase activity
Source: RefSeq, a predicted model, not a curated record